Fusarium sp. VM40 is the source of this 1740-nucleotide messenger RNA. The record is from the annotation of a GenBank genome assembly. Lineage: Eukaryota; Fungi; Ascomycota; Sordariomycetes; Hypocreales; Nectriaceae.
AUGAGAAGAGUUCCCGAAGCUGAUCCUGAAGAUGCAUCAUUCCCAUCUGCUCAAUCAGCACGACCAGUUCUAUCACUCUUGAAGCCAUCUUGGUUUAUUCCUCGAUAUUUCAAGAGUUUAAGAUGGAUCGCUAUCGCUCUUACAUUCAUACUAGUAUCAUGGGUGACAUAUGUGGGAGUGUUUACUUCACCACUUGACCAUGCUCUUCCCAAUCGACAAAACUCACAGAUGCUAUCCAAAGCGGAUCUGAAUAGUCUUGCAGUCCCUCCACGCAUCUCCAAGCCAAGCACAUCCCGCCGCCUACGCCUCUUUAUGCCCGCCGACUCGCCUCACAUCAACCUCUGCAAAACCAUCAUGUCCGCGGUCGCAAUGGGCUAUCCCAUGCCCAUCCUCCUCAACUGGAAGCGCGAGUACAACCGACCCUCGUGGCACUUUGCCGGCAGUCACAUCGCCAAGCUUGAAAGUCUUCUGGGCGCUAUAGAAGUAUUUCUCGAGGGAACAGAGGGCGAUGAUGUAGGCGAGGACGAUAUCGCAGUGUUGGUGGAUGCAUAUGAUAUGUGGUUCCAGCUUCCACCUUCUGUUCUACUCGAGCGUUAUCAUGUGCUUAAUCGCGAGGCGGAUGCUAGACUGCGCAAACAAUGGGCGGAACUUAACAUUGGAGCUGAUUUCCCGAUAUCACCCCCACGGCAGGAUAUCAUCGUCACGACAGCAAAAGAUUGUUUCCCAGAUUUCUACUCUGGUUCUGAUCCUCGUUACGAACACUGGCCCAGCUCACCUAUGCCAGAGGACAUGUAUGGCGAAGACACAGACAAGGUUCCUUGGUCUUUCGAUCCAGCGCGCAAGUACAGAAAAGUUCGGCCACGAUGUGUUAACAGCGGUCUUGUCAUGGGUUCCAUGGGCGCCUUGAAGCAAGCUUUACAGCGAUCUAACCACAAGAUUGACUCAGUGGCUAUGAAAGGCCGUCAGCUUUGGAGUGACCAGGCACUUAUCGGCGAAGUCAUAGGAGACCAGGAAGUUUGGCGAGAGUGGGUGAAGCAUCUCGGAUCAUCGUGGAAUGGCUCUGCGGCUUUCAACGACAGAGGUUCACUUGACCCUGCAGUUCGUGGCGUUGCAGAUGCGGCUAUCCUGGGCCAGCAAUUUGAAUACGGUAUUGGCUUAGAUUACAACUUCACCACAGCUCCCCCAACUUGUUCCUCUGAGGAAAAUGGUUAUUUCGUCAAUCUUUCCAACAAGUCCAACGUCCGCGAAGAGUCUGAAAAGGCCGGCGUUCCAGGAGAAGUGCGCAUUCAGGGCGUACCACCUGAGUUGCGCAACGUCAAUGAUACGCUACUAUCCACGAUAGAUUGGGGUUCGAUCCCUCUGUAUACCGACUUUUUCUUCGGUACAACUCCCGUAGCUAUCCAUCACAAUGCGUAUGUCAACGGCCUCAAGGGAUGGAGACUCAAGAACUGGUGGGACAAGAUGUGGUACUAUCCUCAGCUACGACACCUCGUCACCCAGCGUCUAACGCCGAGUGCCGAUGCGCCCGCACUACUCGCAGAGCUGGAUCUUGAAGGUACCAAGAUUGUGUAUAUAUCCCCGAAAGAAGACGAAGAGUAUAGGAAAGCCAGGGUGUUUAGUCCCCUGAAACCAAACUUCACGCCCGUCGAGUGGGAUGCGGUGUGUCAGAAACAUGGCCACGGAGUGAAUUGGUAUGACGAGCUCUUCGGAGACAAUAAGGGUCCUCUUUCAAAACAGUAG